Molecule: messenger RNA, 1149 nt
Organism: Selaginella moellendorffii
Lineage: Eukaryota; Viridiplantae; Streptophyta; Lycopodiopsida; Selaginellales; Selaginellaceae
Product: GDSL esterase/lipase At3g05180
Exons: 1
Coding region: 1-1149 (382 amino acids)
Molecular function (GO): hydrolase activity, acting on ester bonds
Source: RefSeq, a predicted model, not a curated record
AUGGCUUCUUCUACUUUCGCUGCUCUGGCAAUCUUUGCUGUUUUGUUUGCUGCAUUGCUCUCUCACUCCGCUGCAAUCCGAUCCCCGAAGCAGGACUCAUUCUGCCCCACCGCAGUCUUCACCUUUGCAGAUUCUCUCAGCGAUGGCGGCAACCGCGACAUCGAAGGCGGCGGCAAGACUCUCUCCGGCAUGUAUCCCUACGGCGUCACCUACGGAAGGCCCACCGGACGCUACUCCGAUGGUCUCGUCAUCCCCGACUUCCUGAUCCAGAAGCUCCACCUCGAGAACCUCGGCAUCCCCAGCCUCGAGUUCAAUGGCACCGAGUUCGUCAGCCUCAACUUCGGAUACGCCGGAGCCACGGUGAUCAAGGUCGAGAACCAGCCCUUCUCGAGCCCCCACAUCUUCUCGGCCCAGGUUGACGACUUCGUGCGUCACCGCGACACGGUCGUGCGCGAAUACGGCCGCGAGGAUAGCGAUCCAUGGUACCAGAACGCGCUCUACAUGGUCGAGAUCGGAGGUGACGAUAUCAACUUCGGGCUGCCGCUGGGAGGCGGCUACGUGAUCAAUGUCACCAUUCCGGCCGUGAUCCAGGGCCUGGCUGAUGGAAUCCACAACUUGUACACACACGGAGCUCGCCGUGUCUUGCUCUACAACAUGCCCCGUGCCGAUUGCUCGCCAAACUAUCUCCAGUCCUUCCUGCAGUACCCCGAGGGGAUGUUCCACUACGACAAGGAUGGUUGCAUCGUCGAGAUUGCCCAGAUUAUCUCCUACUUCAACGCACAACUCCAUGCUUUGGCGACGGACCUCACGGCAAAGUAUCCCGAUCUCACUGUCUACUACUUCGAUUGGUUUGCCGCCAACACCUAUGUUUUGGAGAACAUGGACGAGUUUGGCUUCACGAACUCGCUCCAGUCGUGCUGCGGCGGCGGCGGCAAGUUUAACUGCAAUGGAGAUGGGCUUUGCGGGUGCGCUCCAUUGAACCAGACCGAUGCUGUUUACACGGUGUGUAAGGAUCCCAGCAAAUACUUCACUUUUGAUGGUAUUCACUACACAGAGCACUUCUACAACAUCAUGUCCGACUUUAUCAUUGCCGGAGACUAUAUCUCGCCCAUGGUUAAGCUGGACCAGGGAUGCAAGGUCAUAGUCUAA